UGCGGCGGGCGGCACAGUGCUGCGGGCUGAAAGAAGCAGGAGAAGAUGAGGAGUGGACGGUGUACUGGACAGACAACUCGGUCUCUCUGAAGCACAUCAAGGAGAUGAAGCGUUUCCAGAAGAUCAACCAUUUCCCAGGCAUGAUAGAGAUCUGCCGCAAGGACUUGCUGGCUCACAACCUCAACCGCAUGCUCAAGCUCUUCCCCAAGGAGUACAACAUAUUUCCCCGCACCUGGUGCCUGCCAGCUGACUACAGAGAUUUCCAGGCCUACAGAUGUGCGAGGAAAAACAGAACGUUCAUCUGCAAGCCAGAGAACAGCUGCCAGGGGAAGGGGAUCUUCGUAACACAUAAUCCAGAGGAGAUCAAACAUGCAGAGCACAUGAUCUGCCAGCAGUAUAUCUCCAAGCCUUUUCUUAUUGAUGGCUUUAAAUUUGACAUGCGUGUCUAUGUGCUGAUCACGUCUUGUGACCCACUGAGGAUUUUUGUCUACAAGGAGGGUCUGGUCCGGUUUGCCACCAUGAAGUACGUCGAUCCCAGCAGCAGAAACCCGGAUGAUAUCUGCAUGCAUUUGACCAAUUAUGCUAUCAACAAACAUAACGAAAACUUCAUCCAGGAUGACAUGACGGGCAGUAAGAGGAAACUGUCCACCCUGAACGCCUGGAUGACGGAUAACAACUAUGACACAGAAAAGCUUUGGGAAGCUAUUGAAGAUAUUAUUAUAAAGACUCUUAUUUCAGUUCACCCUGUUGUGAAGCACAAUUACCAAAGCUGCUUUCCAAACCACACUGCUGGCUGUGCCUGCUUUGAGAUACUGGGCUUUGAUAUUUUGCUGGACAGAAAGUUGAAGCCAUGGCUGCUAGAGGUGAACCACUCCCCCAGCUUCACCACAGACUCUCGCCUCGAUCGUGAGGUAAAGGAUGCUCUCCUCUGCGAUACCCUGAACCUGAUAAACGUGCAUGCCUGUGACAAAAGGAAGGUGCUGGAGGAAGACAAACAGCGGGCAAAGGAGCGGCUCCUCCAGGCCCGUCAGGCCCCCCGUGCAUCCAGACACAAGGAGCUGGAGACCCACCAGGCCGCCUGGCUGUCGCAGGCAGAGAAGUAUGAGAACUCACACCUGGGCGGGUUCCGGCGCAUUUAUCCGGCAUGUGGAACUGAGAAAUACGAGCCGUUUUUCAAGCAGAGUAGCUCCCUCUUCCAGGAAACAGUGACAUCCAAAGCACGAGAGGACUGUGCCAGGCAGCAACUGCAGGAAAUUCGCCUGAAAAGAAAGAAGUUGGAAGCUGUUACCAUAAAGAAAAAAAAGAAAACAAAGAGGAAAGAAGACCUGCACGGAGAGUCAGCUGGGGACAAAUCCCAGACCCAUAAAAAAACCACAGCUCCGACAACCUGCCGCAGUUGUCGAAGCACUAGGACAUGGGACACAAAGUGCGUGCACUACGACUCUACGCAGCCUCAGGAUAUUGUGGAACGCGAGGAGAAGAGAAGAGUGAAUGCUCUUCUGCAGCGCGAGAACCGUAUCCGAAGACUGGGUAUCAUAGAUCAGCUCUCUCAGCUGCUCCCCAAGACUGACAGACCAGCCGACACCCAGAGACCUGGCAUGGUUAUCCCCGACAACCAG
Molecule: messenger RNA, 1619 nt
Organism: Apaloderma vittatum (bar-tailed trogon)
Lineage: Eukaryota; Metazoa; Chordata; Aves; Trogoniformes; Trogonidae
Gene: TTLL6
Product: tubulin tyrosine ligase-like family, member 6
Exons: 10
Biological process (GO): protein polyglutamylation; microtubule cytoskeleton organization
Cellular component (GO): cilium
Molecular function (GO): tubulin binding; tubulin-glutamic acid ligase activity
Source: RefSeq, a predicted model, not a curated record